AAUGACGUACUGACGUUGGAGCUGAAGCUGCACAUCCCUUCUCCAUCCUGCUUAUUUUCUACCGUCUCUGCUGCGAGUCUGGGCCGUACAUGACCCAGCAUCGUUCUGCUUGGGUCUGCCUUCGGCUCUCCAUAUUCUCCGUUUUACUUCUGCGGCGUGAACUCGUACUUCCCUGACCGCAAACCUUAACGUUUUCUGCGAGUGAAACGUGUCAGACUCGCCACGUCCGUAGCUGUCCGAAUCGCUAGUUGUCUGGACUCGAGCUAAAUAAAGGAACAUGUCAAACCCCGGCGGCGGAGAGUUUGGUAACCCCCUGCGGAAAUUCAAGCUGGUCUUCCUGGGCGAGCAGAGCGUGGGGAAGACCUCGCUGAUCACCAGGUUCAUGUAUGACAGCUUUGAUAACACAUACCAGGCAACUAUCGGCAUAGACUUUCUUUCGAAAACCAUGUAUUUGGAAGACCGUACGGUGCGACUCCAGCUGUGGGACACAGCUGGGCAGGAGCGUUUCCGCAGCCUCAUCCCCAGCUACAUCCGAGACUCCACCAUCGCAGUGGUGGUUUAUGACAUCACCAACCUCAACUCCUUCCAGCAAACCUCAAAGUGGAUUGAUGACGUCAGAACAGAAAGAGGAAGUGAUGUAAUAAUAAUGCUGGUGGGAAACAAAACCGACCUGGCGGAUAAAAGACAGAUCACCACGGAAGAGGGGGAACGGAGGGCUAAAGAAUUGAAUGUCAUGUUCAUUGAGACCAGUGCAAAGACUGGCUACAAUGUGAAACAGUUGUUUCGCCGAGUAGCUGCUGCCUUGCCUGGGAUGGACAGCACUCCCGAAAAGAGCAAAGAGGAUAUGAUCGACAUCAAGCUGGAGAAAGCUCCGGAGCAGGCCGUCACCGACAGCAGCUGCUCCUGCUAAUGCACGCCUCCCGUGCCAUUACCCCCACCCCCACUCCCACCCCAUCCCCCACCCCCAGUGUCUCGAUGGCCAGUUGCACCAACCACAUCAAAAAUGCCAUUGGUUACAGAACACGUUUCCUGUUUCGGAGUGGAUGCGCUAUUAUUCUGUAUGAAAAGGGUUUUCAGGAACUGAGAAAACAAAGCAGGGGUAAGAUGAAAGAUAAACCUGGAUAAUAUCUCCUUUAUGGCGGCCGCAUGGCGUGCCAGCGGGGUUGCAGAGCGAGAGCUUUUGCCUGCCACUUUGGAGUUCUUUUCACUUUUAUUUUGAAGGAAAACAGAGUGGUCAAUCUAGCCACUGCUGUCACAAUAAGUUCAGCUGUUUUUAUGCUCUGUACACACCUACUCUCCCAGUCUCCUGGUUCUAACUCCCCUACUUUGGCUUGUUUGGUUGCGGAUGAGGAAAUCCUCUGCCGAUCGCUCUAAUGUCAAGGUUGAGAGAUUACCAGACAAAUGUUGUUUUCUUCUGUUUGCAAAAAGUGAAUAAGGUUCUUAAACCUAUUCAAACAAAUAAUCCCACUCUACCUGUAAUUAGCUCUGGACCAAACAGCCCAGAGCAGGUUGGUCAAUCAGUCACUAACGAACGAAUGAAUGAACGAAUGCCUUUGUCAUUGCACGAGGCACAAUGAGACUGGGAGUCUUUCCUUGCUGGUGCAAGAAAGAAAAAAUUAGUCAGGAAAUGUACAAAUACAGAAAAAAAGAUAAAUAGAAUCUAUGCUACGUGGGCUAUCGAUGGUUUUGUAGCUUGGAUGAUUUUAAAAUGAAUCUUGAAUUCCUUUGUUGUCAAAAUCGACUUGUUACCCAUAUCCUGAAGUACACAUGCAGAAAAUGCAGAAUGAUCAUUUAAGGUUUAAACAAACAUUGGCCGAUAUGCAUUCGCUGGUACUAAAAGGGAUGCUUUGCAUAAAGAAUAUAUUAAAAAACGAGCCGGGACAAAUUACUGUAUAAAUAUUUAUUCCCCCCCCCCCAGACAGAAAGUUCAAGCAGUAUGCAAGCGCCUUCUUGCUUUUGUACAUAAACUUGAAAUUGCCAUUACUGUAAAAUGGUUUUGCUCAGUCUGCUUGAGAUCAAUAGCCUGCGUUAACUGUAAAAGCAACGCUUGCAUCCAAAAUUUCAAAGUAUCUUAAGUGUAAAGCAAGGACAACUUUCCAGUUUUUUUUUUCUACAUUUUUUUCCUGUGGAUGAAGUGAUUAUCUGUAAUCUUCCCUGCCAUAGGAAACGUUGCAUAUGUCACACUGUAGUAGGACUGCAUGCAGCAUUUAUAUGGUUUAUAGAAGCUGAGCAUUUAUUUGUUCACUUGCAUCAUACGUCAUCAAGCCACAGAGUAGUAUGCGUGCGAGAAUCUAAGAAUCGUCUAGAGUAUAUCUAGUGUUCAGGUUGUGGAAAGGGAAAGUUUUAAAUUGUAGCUAUAGUUCAUUUACGAACUGUUAGCUUGUUCACCUUUUUUCUGGAAAAAAAAAUUGUGCAGGCACUAGUACAAAUUGCUUUCCUAAUUUGAAGUCAUUUUUAAAAUGAUAUACUUUGCCUGCGUUUUAGGCGUUAUUUUGGUGCGUGAACCUGAUUUUGUGUGUGUGUGUGUGUUUCCCCUUUUUUAAAUAACUGGUGGCACCGGAACCACUGACCCCCAGUCGCACUCUUGUUUUGUGUUACUGUGCCACAAUCGAAGCCACAUGUCCGCGAGCUGCCCAUUACCCUCUCGGCCCUCAUUUUCCUCUCUUCCUCUUGCAUCCACAUCCAGCUCACAUCCACUCAACGCCUAUCACAUUCCUGCUGCCCCUUUUUGUGUGUGUGUGAGAAAAUGUUACACAAAAAGACUGUGGGAGAAAAAUGUAGAUAAUUAAAACCUUGUAUUAAAGAAUCUUCUUUAAUUAGGUCACUUAUUUGCCACUGACUGAAUUCUGUUCUGUGCUGUUCUGGAGUAUCGGUCCAUGUGGAACAAUGCUGUCUACUAGUCUUUAGCAAAGUUUUUGUGAAUAAUGUACUAUUGCUAUCUGCUGUUAAAAUAAUUAAAACAUUGAAGUGUAUUGCACAAAAUAAAGUUAAGAUUUCACCGGA
Messenger RNA from Brienomyrus brachyistius, 3003 nucleotides. RefSeq names its product ras-related protein Rab-6A-like. The coding region runs from base 278 to 910 and encodes 210 amino acids. Lineage: Eukaryota; Metazoa; Chordata; Actinopteri; Osteoglossiformes; Mormyridae. The record is from RefSeq and is a predicted model, not a curated record. Gene Ontology annotation, molecular function: GTPase activity; GTP binding. The transcript has 8 exons.